Jaculus jaculus (lesser Egyptian jerboa) is the source of this 1736-nucleotide messenger RNA. RefSeq names its product mono-ADP ribosylhydrolase 2 (gene Macrod2). The coding region runs from base 190 to 1662 and encodes 490 amino acids. Gene Ontology annotation, biological process: purine nucleoside metabolic process; peptidyl-glutamate ADP-deribosylation; DNA damage response. The record is from RefSeq and is a predicted model, not a curated record. Gene Ontology annotation, cellular component: nucleoplasm. Gene Ontology annotation, molecular function: ADP-ribosylglutamate-[protein] hydrolase activity. NCBI's taxonomy places the organism in Eukaryota, Metazoa, Chordata, Mammalia, Rodentia, Dipodidae. The transcript has 19 exons.
AGGAGGAGGAGGAGGAGGAGGGCGGCGCCUCGGAGACUCGGGGCGAAGCGGCGUCGGCGCGGGACGCGGAGCCUCUUGCACUUUUUCUUCCCUCCCCGCUGCCCCCUCCCGUCCCUCCCGCUCCACACACCCUGUCUGCCCGUGAGCCUGGGGAACUUGCAGCUUAAAGCCAGCCACCCCCACGGCAGCAUGUACCCCAGCAACAAGAAGAAAAAGGUGUGGAGAGAGGAGAAAGAACGUUUACUGAAGAUGACCUUAGAGGAGAGACGCAAAGAAUACAUAAGGGACUAUGUUCCUCUGAACACCAUUCUGUCGUGGAAGGAGGAGGUGAAGAGCAAGAGCCAAAAUGAUGAAGAAAACACUCAGGAAACAUCACAAGUGAAGAAAAGCUUGAGUGAAAAAGUUUCUCUCUAUAGAGGUGACAUCACGUUGCUAGAGGUAGAUGCGAUAGUCAAUGCGGCAAAUGCCAGUCUUCUUGGAGGAGGUGGUGUGGAUGGCUGUAUUCACAGAGCAGCGGGCCCCUGUUUGCUGGCCGAAUGCCGUAAUCUGAAUGGCUGUGAGACUGGACACGCGAAAAUCACAUGUGGCUAUGACCUACCUGCAAAAUAUGUCAUCCACACGGUAGGGCCAAUCGCCAGAGGCCAUAUUAAUGGCUCCCACAAGGAAGACCUUGCAAGUUGCUAUCAAUCAUCUCUGAAGCUGGUGAAAGAUAAUAACAUCAGAUCCGUUGCAUUUCCCUGCAUUUCAACCGGCAUUUAUGGUUUUCCAAACGAGCCUGCUGCGAUCAUUGCCCUUGGUACAAUUAAGGAAUGGCUGGCCAAGAAUCACCAGGAGGUGGAUCGAAUCAUAUUCUGUGUCUUCCUAGAAGUUGACUUCAAAAUCUACAAAAAGAAAAUGAGUGAGUUUUUCCCUGUAGUAGAUGAAAAUAAUGAAGAAGAUGUUGACAUGAAAGAAGAUGCAGAAGGGUUAGAGCCAAAGGGCCUCUCUCCACCCCAUAAGAAGAGCAAAGCAAAGAAACCAGAAUGUUCAAAAGACUCCAGUGAAGAUGAGAAUGGUCCAGAGGAAAAUCAAAGUGUGGAAGACAUGGAAGGGCAGAGCCAAGAAGCAGGUGGGCUCAGAUUUCUUUUGAGGACUCUCCUAGGCCUCAUCCACAGAGAUGGUGUCAAUACCACCCCUGUGUCCAGCCCAGCUUCAGACGAGGCCGUUGAAGUCUGUAAAGAUGAAGAUGCUGCAAAAGAUGAUAAUAUUACAAAAGACAAUGAAGCAAGAGACCAUUCUGCAUGUGACCAAGACCAUCCUAAUGGACAAGAGAAUUACUCAACAGAGAAUAAAAUGAAAAUGGAAACAGAGUCCCAGAGCUCAUCUAUGGAAACAGAAGAACUGUCAUCAAACCAGGAAGAUGCCACAACUGUGGAGGAGCCAGAAGUGACUGCCCUGACAGAGGACCCAGAAGAAAAGGAAGGGGGAGAAGAUCCAGGUGAGGAUGAGGACAGACCAACAGUGGCUGUGACAAGCCCAUCCAGCAACAUAGAAAACAAUGCUGCAAGUCCUGAUGUUGAAAUGAACAGUCAGGUGGACAGUGUAAAUGACACAACAGGGUCAGCAAGAAGUUUGCCAGUAGGGGCACAAGAUGAAGCCAAGGAACAGAGAAAUGAAGCUUAAUGACAGUCUUCGGCAUUACAAGGCCUGGCCCUGGGGGCUUUAGGGAGAUGACAGCUUGGGCUCGGGGAGAGGGA